ACGCGUCUUUAACCGGACAAAGCAUUUUCCCGCCACCACCAAACAUUACGAAAUGCAUAGGCUGUUCCAAACCAGCCAUGGAUAUCUCUCUUCUACCCUCAGAAACUACUUCAAUAACUCCAAAAUCCUCUCACCCAUUUCGCGAUUCCACGGCCGCAGCAAAAAUCCGGGUUCCAAUCCAAAGCUCGAUUUCGUUCUUGGCGAAGUUGAAGAGCUCCAGUCAUCGAAACCGGAGACCGGCGUUGCGCAAUCGGAACCGGAACCGGAAUCGGAAUCGGAAUCAGACGACGAACGUUCUGUCCAGAUUUCGCAUCCGUGGCCGGAGUGGGUGGACUUGAUGGAGUGCUUACUGAAGAGAGGAUACUUUGAUGGAGACGGAAACCCAUUUCGGAAUGGCGAAAUGGGUCACAAGGAAUCGAAAUGGAUAAGGACUGCGUGCCUUAAUUUUGCCCGGGAUCGAUAUGAUCUUAUAAGGUUUUUAUCGAGGAAAGACAUUCAGGUCAUUGCAGGAUGCGGAUGCCCAAGUCUAGACAGGAAAGUUGUGAAUUCAGGGAAGCGGCUAAGGGCACACGUGGGUGUCGAUGAAGGAGAUAUUUGCAGCUCCUGCAAUUUGCGAGGUGACUGCGAAAGGGCAUAUGUAAAGGCACAGGAAGACAAAGGUGGGCGGACCGUGGAUGUUAUGCGUUUCUUGUUAACGUAUGGGCUUGAUCCCAUCUCUGGUACAGUGGAAAACAAGCCGUGUCUCAACAAAAUGGUAAAAGAAUCGGUAAGAAGCCUGUUGAAGCAGAUGGUAGACUAUAGCAUGCGGGUCAUGGAUUUUCAUUCCCCUAAGUCAACAUUGGAAAAAGGUGUACCAGUGAACAUCCAUUCAAGUUCACAAGGAAAAGGCCACGUAAAUGUUCCGAUGAAGCAAGGCGACUGGCUCUGUCCCAAAUGCAACUUCCUAAACUUUGCCAAAAAUAUCAAGUGCUUGCGCUGUGAUGGUUUAUACCAAGAAAGACUGAAGCAACUCAGGGAGGAUCAGGAUCAUCUUCCGUUGAAGAAAGGGGACUGGAUAUGUGACAAAUGCAAUUUCUUGAAUUUCGCGAGGAACACAAAAUGCUUGCAAUGCAAAGAGAAUCCUCCAAAGCGGCAUCUUAAUCCAGGAGAAUGGGAAUGUCCAUCGUGCAACUACAUCAAUUUUAGGAGAAACAUGGUAUGCUUAAAAUGUGACCACAGAAGGCCAAAGGCAGCAAAUUCUUCCGAAAGUUCUGAAAACCAACUUGAAAAUGUAGGCUACCGGGAAAACAGUAGAGUGAGUUCUUUUCGUAGUGACCAUACCUAUGUCAACAUUCAAACGUCUUCAUGGCGACAUGGACAAAUCCAAAACAGUAGCGCAAACAUGCGGAGAUCUGUGGAAGAAAGUGAAGAACAUAGUUAUCCAAACUCAAUGAAUGAGGCUUCUGAUUUUGUAGAUUUUCCCAUUGCCGGCGGGUUAAGUGAUUUAUCUCGGGAUGCAGAAAAGAGAGAGAAAUGGAAGUUGGAGAUGAUAGACCGGAGUAAAGGUGUCUUUAAGGCCAAAAGUGAUGCUCAACCCACAUCUAUCAGUACUCAAAGAAGGUUAGAGUUACCAAAAUAUGCUGAUGAUGAAGAAAUGGCCGAAUGGUUCGGACCUGGAAAGUGAGGAAGAAAAAGCCUUGUGUCUCAAGAUUGAUUGAGAUUUGCUUGAGGUAAAUCGAAAUCAAAACUUUCUGUUUGUGAUAACCUUCUGAAAAAGAUUCACCAAGAAAAAUCCAGCAGUAACAGAAAUUGUUCCACCU
This is a messenger RNA of Morus notabilis, 1799 nucleotides long. Its product is annotated as zinc finger protein VAR3, chloroplastic. Bases 53 to 1663 code for a protein of 536 amino acids. Gene Ontology annotation, molecular function: mRNA binding. The transcript is spliced from 6 exons. The record is from RefSeq and is a predicted model, not a curated record. Gene Ontology annotation, cellular component: cytoplasm. Lineage: Eukaryota; Viridiplantae; Streptophyta; Magnoliopsida; Rosales; Moraceae.